Malus domestica (apple) is the source of this 2158-nucleotide messenger RNA. Its product is annotated as serine carboxypeptidase-like 42. Gene Ontology annotation, molecular function: serine-type carboxypeptidase activity. The record is from RefSeq and is a predicted model, not a curated record. NCBI's taxonomy places the organism in Eukaryota, Viridiplantae, Streptophyta, Magnoliopsida, Rosales, Rosaceae. Gene Ontology annotation, biological process: proteolysis.
AAACUCUCAUAAGUAUGACUGCAACUCCUGCAAAGCACACUAAACAACCCGACUUCGCUUUCCCUGCACCUUCCUUAACGUCUCUUUCUCUCCAUUCGAUUCCUGAGAGGCUGCAUUUAUAUUUAUGUAUUAUACCAAAUCCUCAUAAAUCAGAUCUGGCAUUUACCAUUAAUUAUAUAUGCACACACACACGCAUCUCUCUGUUAAAGCAGCCCAGAUUUCACGUUUCCUGUCAUAAAUAUAAAGUUGGUACUUUUAUUAUGAUAAGGAUAAUACAUGCACACUGUAUAUACUCCUUAUCUCUUUUUGGGUAACCAUUUUCUUCUCCUUCGCAAAAAAAGAAACAUGCUUUUGAGUGAGUGAGGCUGUAUAAUCUGUAUGUGAGUGCAAAUGUCAUACAGAUUAUAACAUAUAUACACAAGCACCCACACAUUGGUAAGAGAGAAUUGACUAGGAAUUGAAAAAGGACUGGAAUUUCUGAAGUAUUUUGGGAUUUCAGGAGAUGUGUAGGUGUUGGUUUAGUGGGGUUUUGAUUGUGUUGGAGUGUGUGUGGUUGGUGCUGCUGGGUGCAGUGGAGGGAUACCCAGCUGAGGAUCUGGUGGUGAGCCUGCCUGGUCAGCCAAGUGUUGGGUUCAAGCAGUAUGCUGGGUAUGUUGAUGUGGAUGUGAAAGCUGGGAGGAGCUUGUUUUACUACUUUGUUGAAGCAGAUGAGCAGCCUGACAAGAAGCCCCUCACUCUUUGGCUCAAUGGAGGUCCAGGUUGUUCCUCCGUUGGCGGAGGUGCCUUUACCGAGCUGGGUCCAUUUUAUCCAACAGGUGACGGCAGAGGCCUCCGGAGAAAUCCAAUGUCAUGGAACAGAGCAUCAAAUCUCCUUUUUGUUGAGUCUCCUGCUGGAGUAGGAUGGUCAUACUCGAAUACAAGUUCGGAUUAUGACUCUGGGGAUGCCUCAACUGCAAGGGAUAUGCACACAUUCUUGAUGAAAUGGUAUGAAAAGUUUCCAACUUUCAGAUCCCGAGAGUUGUUUCUUACCGGAGAAAGCUAUGCAGGGCACUACAUACCGCAAUUAGCUAUUGCCAUUUUGGACCAUAAUAAACAAUCAACUGGUUUCAAGUUCAAUCUCAAAGGGGUUGCUCUUGGGAAUCCACUGCUGAGACUUGAUCGUGAUGCUCCGGCAACAUAUGAAUAUUUUUGGUCUCAUGGAAUGAUUUCUGAUGAAACUGGCCUUACUAUCAUGAACGAAUGCGAUUUUGACGAUUAUGUCUUGGGAAAUCCUCACAAUGUAAGCCAUCAAUGCAACAAAGCAAUAUCUCAAGCCAAUCAGAUAGUUGGUGAGUACAUAAACAAUUACGACGUGAUUCUUGAUGUUUGUUAUCCAUCUAUAGUGGAGCAAGAGUUGAGACUGCGGAAAAUGGCUACUAAGAUAAGUGUUGGAGUUGAUGUAUGUAUGACGUUUGAAAGACGUUUUUAUUUGAACCUUCCCGAAGUUCAGAAAGCCCUUCAUGCAAAUCGUACAAACUUGCCUUAUCCAUGGAGUAUGUGCAGUCGCAUUCUUAAUUACAGCGAUACAGAUGGUAGCAUUAACAUCCUUCCCUUGCUCACAAGGAUAGUUCAAAACCGUAUACCCGUUUGGGUUUUCAGUGGGGAUCAAGAUUCCGUUGUACCAUUAUUGGGCUCUCGGACACUGGUGCGUGAACUAGCACACGACCUAAAGUUCCCGAUAACAGUCCCAUACGGAGCUUGGUUUCACAAAGGCCAGGUGGGCGGUUGGGCUACAGAGUACGGAAAUCUGUUGACGUUUGCCACGGUAAGGGGGGCUGCUCAUAUGGUGCCCUAUGCUCAACCUUCAAGAGCACUGCACCUCUUCAGUGCAUUUGUUCGUGGUCGGAGACUGCCCAACACAGCGCGUCCUUCCAUUGACGAGUAAACAAGUUAUAGAAACUGGUACAAUGUAGUGGUGGUAGUAGCUAGUUUCAGAAGUUGAUUUGUUUUCGGCAAAAGUACGAAAAAAAAAAAUAGGGAGGGGUGAUAAGUUUAGAAAAUAAUAUGAACUGAAGAACUCUGCAUUCUUUGUUUCUUGUUCGAUAACAUUUCAUUGAUAGCUCUUGUUUUUGAUACAUUAUUUAUGGGAAGAUGACUUUUGUUUUUGGAUCAUAUAAAA